AUGGAAUGUUAUUUAGCUGAGAUUGUUAGCACGCGAUCCCUCAAAAAGGAGCUGAGUGGACUCACUGGAUAUUGCGGCACGAUUACGGUAUCGGCAGAAGAAGUGGACACGGAUAUCGAAGGAGAUGCCGAGUUCCACAUAAGAGCUCAGAAGCUCGAACGACAGCACUUCAUCUGGUCAUCAGAUCCAUUUCUGAAGAUAUACAGGAUUUUGGACGAUAAUGGUCGUCAACUUGCUUAUCAAAGUGAGUAUAUAAAACGCACAGUGAACCCAGUUUGGAAAGUGUUUCACGUUGGUAUGCAGGCCCUGUGCGGAGGGGAUAAGAAGAGGCAAUUCGUCAUCGAGUGUUGGGAUCACGAUUUCCGUGGCAGGUAUUCCUAUCCAGCCCUAAUAUAA
Molecule: messenger RNA, 396 nt
Organism: Haemonchus placei
Lineage: Eukaryota; Metazoa; Nematoda; Chromadorea; Rhabditida; Trichostrongylidae
Source: the annotation of a GenBank genome assembly